This is a messenger RNA of Hyaena hyaena (striped hyena), 509 nucleotides long. It is a transcript of the gene FIMP1, whose product is annotated as chromosome unknown C16orf92 homolog. The coding region runs from base 129 to 416 and encodes 95 amino acids. The record is from RefSeq and is a predicted model, not a curated record. The transcript has 4 exons. Gene Ontology annotation, biological process: fusion of sperm to egg plasma membrane involved in single fertilization. Lineage: Eukaryota; Metazoa; Chordata; Mammalia; Carnivora; Hyaenidae.
ACUGCUGCCACCUAGUGGAACAAGCCUGUUAUUUCUCUUGGCUGCCAGCCCCAGGAUCUUCACCACUAAGAAACCCCUAGGCCCUUGAAUUUGGAGACACAAGGCAAACGGGAGCCUCUGAGAGAAGGAUGCACACCCCUGGGAAGUCACCCAGCCCAGAGAGGGCCAAUACCUUGGCCCGGGGAGCAGAGUCUGUGGUCUUCAUAGACAGACCUGACUUCUUUGAUUACCCAGACUCAGACCAAGCCAGGCUCCUGGCCGUGGCCCAGUUUAUUGGAGAGAAACCUGUCCUCUUUGUUAACUCAGGAUCCAACUCUGACUUCUUCCAUCACAUCCUGCUGGGUGCUCUGGUAGUGGCCUUCCUCUUCCUGCUUUUCCAGUUCUGCACACACAUGAGCUUCCAAAAAGGGGCCUAAAGAGCUGGACAAGGACCUUGGACUCGGCCCUGAGUGCCCAAACCUGCCCUCCUUUCCUGCUGAUGAAUAAAAGUCUGCUUUUUUCUUCCCUGA